UAUUGAGAUAUAUAGGUAGGCAGAAGCAGCCUUGCGACGCAGUGGAAUACCAUAUUCUCCCCUCAAAGGUCGCACAAAUUCAUUCCAAUUGAAGCCCCCGCUCCACCAUUUUCCGAACCAAAUUGCCGCCAUGGCGUCCAUCCAAGAACAGAUCCGGUCUGCCGCUUCCCAAAACGCCUCGCUCCUUGCUAGCCUCCACUCGACAGAUUCCGCCCCAUCACAACUUUCCCAACAAAAUAACUACAUCAGAGACCUCGACCAUCAAAUCAGCAAAACCGAAAAACACGUCGCCGGCCUCAAAGCAAAAACCGCCUCGGAACUGAAAGACCACAAGAAGUAUUCUGAAUCCACAUUCCGGCGAUUCGCGCACAAAGCUUCUGGCCGCAAAAACCAGUUCUUAGAAAAAGCCGCCAGGGAGGAACGUGAGUACUUCGACGCCAUCCAAGCGCAAAAGACCGGCGAAGACGAACUCGCCUACGUCAAGCAGCUCAAAGCCGAAGCCUACAUCACGCGGCAGAAAUACGAGGCGGAAGUUCAACGACAUGACAGUUUUCAGCGCUCGCUCGACCAACUCUACAACUCCAUCUUCGCGGGCUACACCCCAGAAUUCCCCGAAGAAGACGAAAAGGAACAGGCGUGCCAAGCGUCGUCUGAGUACUGUCGCCAGGCUAACCAGACGCUUGAGCAGGAACGUCACAUUCUUUUCCUCCUCGCAGAAACGAGCCGGAAGUUAUCGGAGGCAAGACACCACCUCUCCUCUGCGCACAGUGCAUCCUCCAUGGACAUGCUAGGUGGGGGCACUUUUUCUAGCCUGCAGAAACGGAAUUUCCUCGAGCGGGCUGAGUCCUCGAUUUCGCAAGUGCGAAUGCUGCAAGACCAGAUCCGGCGACUCAACCCCAAUAUUGGGGACCUGGGGCCGAUGAAUGUUGCCAGUGGGAGUAUUUGGGGGGAUGUUAUUUUUGAUAAUAUUUUCAGUGACAUGGAGAUGCAUGAUAAGAUCAAGGAGUCAGAGACGCAGCUGUUGAGAGCGAGCCAGAGGUUGCAGGAUGUGAUUAAGGAACAGGAAGGGAGGGAGAAGGAUAUGGUGGGAGAUUGCCAGAGGGCCAGUGAGGGGUUGCAGAAUGCGAGGAGGGAGUUGCAGAUGGCGAGAGAACAGGCGUUUGCGAGAGUGAUGGGCGGCGAGCAGAUAGGGGGAGAUGGUUUGAUGGCGUCGCAGCCUCCAUCAGAGGAUGCUCCGCCAGCAUACUCUGCUUAGAAUGCACUGGUUAUAGAA
This is a messenger RNA of Lindgomyces ingoldianus, 1273 nucleotides long. RefSeq lists its product as uncharacterized. The transcript has a single exon. The record is from RefSeq and is a predicted model, not a curated record. Lineage: Eukaryota; Fungi; Ascomycota; Dothideomycetes; Pleosporales; Lindgomycetaceae. Bases 131 to 1255 code for a protein of 374 amino acids.